UGACGUUUGUAACGCUGAGGCAGGUUCAGGGAAGAUUCGGGUAGGUGAGCAGGGCUGGGGCUGUGGUCCUGGGCCACUAUGAGCUGCACCAUCGAGAAGAUCCUGACAGACGCCAAGACGUUGCUGGAACGGCUGCGGGAGCACGACGCGGCCGCAGAGUCGCUAGUGGAUCAGUCCGCCGCGCUGCACCGGCGAGUGGCCGCUAUGCGGGAGGCGGGGACGGCGCUUCCGGACCAGGUCGGGCAGAGGUAUCAAGAAGAUGCAUCCGAUAUAAAGGACAUGUCCAAAUUCAAACCUCACAUUCUGCUGUCCCAAGAGAAUACACAGAUUAGAGACUUGCAGCAGGAAAACAGAGAGCUAUGGGUUUCCUUGGAGGAACACCAGGAUGCUUUGGAACUCAUCAUGAGCAAGUACCGGAAGCAGAUGUUACAAUUAAUGGUUGCUAAAAAGGCCGUGGAUGCUGAACCAGUCCUGAAAGCUCACCAGUCUCACUCUGCAGAAAUUGAGAGUCAGAUUGACAGAAUAUGUGAAAUGGGAGAAGUGAUGAGGAAAGCAGUUCAGAUGGAUGAUGACCAAUUUUGUAAAAUUCAGGAAAAACUAGCCCAAUUAGAGCUUGAAAAUAAGGAACUUCGAGAAUUACUGUCCAUCAGCAGUGAGUCUCUUCAGGUCAGGAAGGAAAACUCAAUGGACACUGCUUCCCAAGCCAUCAAAUAACUCAGCUUCUGAAUGACAGCUGGAGAUUGUUUAUCAAGGAAGGAAGUUAUUAUCUUUCGAGUAUUGUCCAUCUAGUGUCUUGCCCCAGACUUGAUUUAGUGUUGAUUAAAGGUAUCAGGUGGCAGUUUAGAAUUCGCAGUCAAAUUGGCUGUCCACAAACGGUUUUUGGGUAUGUUCGUGAAAAUACUGAGUUUCACCAUUCCUUUCUCUAAGAGACUACUUUUAAUUUUCAGUUCUGGGACCUCAAUUUAUAUAAACUGUUAUCGGUUCCUUUUUGUUUCUUCACAUCUCUCAAACUUAGAUCCUUUUAUUAUAAGCCAGCAAUUUUAUUUUAUAUAGGAUUAUAAAUUACAAUUCUAAAAAAUUUUUAAGAGAUUAGCUUUUUAAAUCUAUUUGGCAUAAACCUAGAUUUUUUUUUUCCAUUUGAGAAAAUACAAUUCCACACAACUAGAUUGGCAGAUUCUCUGAUUUGUACUGUCAUUCACCUCCUUUGAAGUUUUAAGUCUCUCUGGUGCUAAGAGUUGGCACUUUAUGACCUGGUGUCUUUACUCUUAAUUUGAGAGAACCUACUGUUAGUCCCCAAGAAACAUACUUGAAAAUAAGUAACAGUAGGGUCAUCAUGUUGUUCAAAGAAUCCUGAGAAAUUUGUCCUGUGUGUGUACACAUACACAUGUAUUCUUAAUUCAAAUGCUGAAAGUAGCUGUUACUCUAUUAGAUAUUAGUAGUCAAUUUUUCAAUAUUGUCCUCCUUGGAAAACUUCAACUUGGAUGGUUUACUCAGUUGAAGAGCAUAUAAUGGGUUUAUUCACAUCAUAGUUUUUAGGUACUACAUUCUAUUUAAUUUAUAUAUAACUUCUAUUUUAUAGUUAAGAACCAUCACUUACUUGGAUGUCUUUCAUUACUAGUACUGAUAGUUCGCUUUCUUUUUAGAUCCAUUUUUCAUGAGGAAGCAAACUUUUAUCACCUAAUGAGAGUUACCACAUUUGUUGUGCUGUGUAGACAACAAAGCAGUGUUGAGAUUCAAAUGCUGAGCCGUCAGCUAGGCUCACUCAUCAAUUCACUUGCCUAUCUCAGUUUAGUCACAUGCCAAAUUCACAAAUUACUUCAUGUUAUACUAUCCAUUUAGGUUUGCCCAAAAAUAAUUGAAAUAAUGAAUCCUAAACCUGUCCAUAUUUUCCAGUAGCACUAAGCACCAUACUGCAGAGGAGAGACACAGUAUUAAAAAGAGUUUGUUGUUAGUGCUUUUGUGUGAUAUAAAAUUUCUUUUGUACUGCCAUAAAGAAGUAACUCCAGUUAAAACAAUAAAACCUCACUAAGAUAUCCUGAAAGCAUCUGAUCCCACUAAUACUGAAAGGACUUGGCCUAUAGUCAUGAUCUUUAAUGAUUAGGUAUAUGUCAUUUAAGAAACUCAAAUUUCUAUUCGAAGUCCUGCUUAGAAUUUGAAAAAUACUUCCACCCCCACUGUAGGCAUUUUUUUUUUGUUUCCCAACAGUAAGUAAAACUUAAGUCCAGCCAUUUGGCUUGAAGUAUAUGCCCUAAGUGCCACCGUGUGUCCCACAGUUCCACUCAGGAAGCAGGUACCCCUACAUGAUAUGUCCGCUGCCAUGGCCAGUUUUCAGUAAAAAUGAUAAAAGUCAUUAAAUGGCCCAUUAAAGUAUGACAUGGUGUCUAUCUACCUUAUGUUCCUUUAAAGUUGUUUAUAAAGUUGUUCACAUCUCAGAUACCAGGAUAAAUUUAUGUUAACUUUUCCCCCUGGCAAAUCAAAAGCUUGAAGUUUGAGUGAAAGAGCUCUCAGUGCCCUACAAAAUGUAAAUUCUGGCUGGUGUUAAUACAAAUACAUAAUUUCUAAUAAAAACAUUUUAAGAGUAAUAGUUAAUUUUACUCAGUAAUGAAUCUACUUAUUAGGAAAUACAAAGGUUUAUUUUUCACAUAUAUAGCAACCUGUCAAGUACGGCUUUUCAUAAGUAUUUUGUAAUUAGCAUAAGGUAGUCAGCAGUAUAACUACAAAUAGCUGUUUCUUAAAUGGUUUUAGAGAUUUCCUCAUGAUUAAAAAUCAAAAUUAUACAAUUACAACUCAUUAUAAAAUUAAAACUGAGUUUGGAAGUACCUUAAAAAAUACUUAAAGAUUAUCCACUUUUACCUUAAUAAUACUUUACCUUUUACUUUGACUUAUAGUAAUACAUUAUGCAUAAUUUGAUUCAAACAUUGAAGGUCUAUUUCAGUGUUCCCCAAAAUGGUUUGCUGACUACUGAAAUAGAAAUUUGGGAAUGGGAUCUAGCAAUUUGUAUUUUAAUAAUUGUCCCAGAUAACUUCUAAGGAUACUAGUUUGAGAAUGUCUAAUCUACUAUGUACCAGACACUUCAUUCAGGAUUAUGAAUAGAAAAAAGGUGGGGGAAAGGCCUUGACACUUUUUGAAGAAAAAUUUGGUAGCAAAGACAGACAUAUAAUUACAGUGCAGUGAUACAUCCAAUAUGAGACUGUAUAGAAGGGGCUAUACGGAGGAGAAAGCUUGGUGCUUUCUAGUUAUCAUAUAAUCUCCAUUUCAACUGUACCUCAUUUUACACAUACUCAGGCACAAGGAGAUUAUGCUAUAUGUCUAAACUAGAACCAAGAUUCUAACCCAGAGAGACUCAAACAUAUUCUUAACCACUAAGUUAAGAUGCCUUUAAAUGCCAAAUACUGGUUGGAGUUCAAGUGGUUCUUGAUUAGCAAAAUGUUUUUAGUAGUAGUGCAAAAGAAAUAACCACAGCCCAUAUACUAGAAAAUACGAAUUCAAUAAAUGGAGUCAUAACUAAUGAAACUUGUCAUCUCUUUCUAGAAUGAUGUAACCGAGAGCUUGUAUGCAUACAACUAGCAUGGACAGUGUUUAAUUAGUGGUCACCUGUGUACGGAAAAGUGCAGUUCUGUCUUUCAAAUCUGCCUCCUUAGUGUGUGGCUUUUCAUCCUUCAUGUUCUUUUGGUUACAGAAAGGUUGGCGCUGUAUCAGAUGUCUUGGCCAUAUUGAAGGCAAGAAAAAAAGGGAAACGGCCUAUGCCAACUGUGUGUAUACUCUUUUAUGAAGAAAAGCAAAGCUUUCCCAGAAAUUCCAGACAGAUUUCCCUGUCUUAGUUGCCUACCUCUUUAAAUGGUCACUUCUAUUUGCAAAGGCUGGGUACAUAGUUGCCUCAAAUAACAUCAGUAUUCUAUUAGCAAGGAGGAAAGAGUAUUGAGAAAGCAAUUAAUGAUGUCUGACAAGCCCUUUUACAUUGAAUAGUUUUUAACAAGUGAAAGCAUUAGCUGAAGGUGUUGGUGUUGGGUAGCCAAGAGAAUGGGCUGUGGCAGACAACUGUCAUUUCUUUUCUGGCUGCCCAAUAUCCUUAUUCCUAUCCUGUUUAGGGAAUCCCUCACCUGAUGAGGCAAAGCCUUCCUCCCUCCUAAGAAAUUUGAAAGCGUCAGAUACAUGUUUUCCCGGCCUCUUUUGCAGCUAAGGAAGAUGCAUCCACCUCAAACUUUAAAGUUAGGCAAAGAAGCAGGAAACUGUACAGAAUUCUUUGAGUAAAGGCCUACAACACUGGCUACUAUAUGCAGUUCCACAGAGGAGCAGCAGAAAUGGCUUUAAUGACAUUCAGUAUCCAGUGUCAGCAAAGUCAGUGGUGUAAGCUGCAGUGAAAUAGAAAAGACCCCACACAGUGGGGUCUUCACUGAAGCAGUUAUCUGAAGAGAUUAGAGGCUCUGUAGCCUCUAAUUCUGGUUUUCUGGCUGUCUUAGAGAUCCUGAGGAUUGCUUAUUAGCCUUCUAAUAAAAUCACUUUUUGUUAAACUUAUCCUGAAUUGCCUAUAAAGAAUGCUGAUUGAUAAAAUAAGCAUAGUUUUAAAAACAACCAUGCCAGGAGCACCUGGGUGGCUCAGUCAGUUAAGUGCCCAACUCUUGAUCUCAGCUCCAGUCUUGAUUUCAGGGUUGUGAGUUCAAGCCCCGUGUUGGGCUCCACGAUAAGUGAGGAGCCUACUUAAAAACAAAAACAACCAUGCAAAUAUAAAUUUUGCCAAUUACAUAGUGUUGUACUUACAUUUCAAUAUUUGACACAUAAAAGGAUGUGUAACAUGCAAAUAGAUUAUCAAACAUAAUCAUUUGUCACCUAAGAAUUAGAACAUUACCCAUACUUUGCAUUUAUCUAUUUGAGUUCCUCUCCUGUCUCUCCCCACCUUCCUACUCCCCCUUUUUCAUAGUUCUCUCACAUGCAAAAAGACCUAAAAUAUGUAUCCCUAAAGUGACAUUUUUUAGUUUGGUUCCUUUUUGAGCUUUAUAAAAAUGGUAUCGUAUGUUACACGUAGUCUAUGGGGAUCUGAGUUUUUUCACUGAACAUUAUGUUUCUGAGAUCCUUUUAUACAUAGCUGUCAUUUAUUUCCACUGAUGUACAAUAUUUCAUUGUCUGACUAUAUAAUAGAUUGUUAAGAUACAUAUAUAAUAGUACAAUUAUGCAUUUUAAAAAUCCUUGCUAAUAUCUGACAUUCUUAAUUCUCCAUCUACCUCAUUUAGAUUAGAUACAUUUCACAAUAAGCAGUCAUAUUGCACAUUUUUCAGCUAUUUCACUUGCAGUUGUCUCAGCAACCUUCAAAGGGAAUUAAGGACUAUUAUCUGCUAAUAUAAUGGAAAGCAGAUCAUGCUUUUUCUUUUGUUAUUCACAAAGAAUCCUGAAGAGGAGGCAGAACCUUCAGAGCUCCUGAAUGAACUACAAUUCACUCAACAUUUGAUCUAGCCUCCUGAAAAUACCAGUCCUAAGAUUCAUUUUUUUUCAUAUUUUAACAUCUCUGAAAUUAGGAUAGGUCUUAUACAUGUAGGGGUUUGUAAUGUAGUUGAUUCUAAGCAAAAGCAAAAUUGGCCACGUUCCUGAUGGCAUGACUGGCCAAAUGAAAGCUCUUGGUAUUUUGGUCAAGAAACUAUUUUAAGGGGCGCCUGGGUGGCUCAGUUGAUUAAGCAUCUGCCUUCGACUCCAGUCAUGAGCAUGCUUCUCCCUUUCCCUCUGCCUGCUGCUCCCCCGGCUUGUACACUCUCUAUCUCUGUCAAAUAAAUAAAAUCUUUAAAAAAAAAAAAAAACAAACUAUUUUAAGCACUACUUGAGAAGGGAGUAGGGGUUUAGCUGUUGUCUGUGAACUUUCCAUUCAUGUGAACCUUCUUGUAAGAUCAAGAGAGUGCCAGCGUAAGAACCUGGGAUAUGGCUGUAUUCAUUCUCUAC
Molecule: messenger RNA, 5925 nt
Organism: Zalophus californianus (California sea lion)
Lineage: Eukaryota; Metazoa; Chordata; Mammalia; Carnivora; Otariidae
Gene: SIKE1
Product: suppressor of IKBKE 1
Exons: 5
Coding region: 79-714 (211 amino acids)
Source: RefSeq, a predicted model, not a curated record